ACUUGGAAGACGGAGGGGCCUUGCAGCCAGACCCAAUCAGAUGGAGGAAGUGAAAAUGCUCCCACAUGGAGGCUUUGGCGCUCUGUGGCUUCUGCUGCUGUUAAACGUCUCUGGAUGCGCUUUCGAUUUUCACCUCUUCAAGGAUGUUCCAGAGGUCCGAGAGGGCGCCAUGAGGCUCUUUGGAUCGGACAAGCCGUGGAAGGGCCGCGUGGAGGUCUACCACGACGGCAGAUGGGGAACUGUGUGUGACGACGGCUGGGACAUGGCGGAGGCUCAAGUGGUGUGUCGACAGCUUCAUUUCCCGGGGGCCAUAUCUGUUGUCAUUGGGGAAAACUACGGACAAGCACCCGGACCCAUUUGGCUGGACGAUGUGAAAUGCGACGGCGCAGAGAAGAGUCUCUUUGCUUGCGACGUCAGCAAGUGGGGAGUGACCGACUGCACCCACAAAGAAGACGUCGGCGUCACGUGCGAAUCCUGGAACAGAAGCGCGGCUCUCCAGGAUUUCACGCAUUCGUUGGACCACAGCAUCAGCCUGGUGGACGAGCUGGGGGCCGCGUUCGACAGCGGGGCAGGCUGUGACUUCCUGAUGGUCGUCCAGAGCCCCACUGGGAACAAAGGCGUCAGCGGCUCCCCGGAGACGACUGAGAGCACCAUCUGCGCGCACAAAUUCAUCCUCUCGCAGUUCCCGUCCUUUAACACGUCGGAGGGGAUGGUGGUCAACGUCAGCCUGACUUGCCAGCCUCAUUUCCCCUCCUUUGUUAGGUACCUGUACACCCGCAAAAUCCAUGUCACCUUCUCCUCGGCGCAGUGCCUACACUGGAUGGCUUCCAAGUUUGGGAUGAAGCACCUGAUGGUAGACGUAGGCCGCAUGUUUACCCGAGUCCUCUCAGAGGACGCUUCAUUUCGUACCCAGGUGUCCCUUCUUCAGUACGCCACAGAAACUGGAGACCUUGUCCUGCAGGAGAACUGCUUGCAGUAUCUGGCUUGGAACUUCCAGAAGCUGACCCAGUCGCCGGCUUGGCUCAGCCUCUCCAAGGAGGACCUCGGAAGGCUCCUAUCCCGCUCAGACCUGGUGGUGCCGGACGAAUAUUUUCUGCUUCGGUCCGUGGAGAGCUGGGUCCAGGAGAAGGGCAACCGGUCCACUUUGGAAGCCCAGGUUGAGCUGCUGAAUGGCAUCCGCUUCCCGAUGAUCCCCGCGGAGAAGCUGUACCAGCUGGAGGUCAACUCGUCCCUCUAUGAUGUUCAUAAGAGCGCGUAUCGGGAGAAGAUGCUCAAAGCCUUGCAGUUCAACGUUCUGCUCUUUGUUACGCGUGCCGCGCACCCGGAGUUGAGCCAAGAUGACGACUACCAGCCCAGGAUCUACACGGCCGAGCCAUGGAGCACCGUCAUCAACUCUACAAGAAAGUCAUCCCCACAACAAAGACGGCUUGAAAGCUCCCACAGAAGAUCACACCAUGGUAGAUACGCUCACCACGGCUACUACAGCUACUAUCCGCAUCCCACCAACAGCCCACGCCAACACGCCUUAUCCAAGAUGUUCAGCACGCCGUUCCACAAAAGCCUGCUCUUCAAAGCCGACACCGUGGAUUGGGAGGCGCGCCUCUUCACGAGCCAAAGCGAGUGUUCCGACGAGGGUCACAGCUGCGACUCGGUGCCGGCGGCCGUGCUGUCUCGCCAAAGCUUGCUCACCCGGAAGAACGUCGUCUUUGGCAACCGGCUAGUGCUGGUGUGCCAGGGCAAGUACGUCUGCCAUGUUCAGGAGUUCAAAAACAACAUGGCGUACGUGGCCACCAACGGCAGCCGGGUUCUGGCCUAUCCUUGCCGCGAUGAAAAGUACCUGUACCGCUUUGUUGUGCGGCCCGAGUUCGUCUGAUUUGUUUUCUUUCCUGUCCACUGCAUGAUAACGACUCAUCCUGGCAUGAUACACUAUCUACCCUCCGCUCACGCUGGGCACGCGCAAACGCAGCUGCUAACAGGGGACCAUUGGUGGGCCACAGCACCUUCUAAAAAUAGAAUUUAACAAGAAAAACAACAAAAAUGGGAAAAUCAGAAGUCGUUUUAAUACAGUCGAAAUAUGAAGAGAAAGAGUUGGAAUUUUACGAGAAAAAUGUUGUAAAGGAAACAUAACGUGUUUUUUUUAGCAUAAAGUUGAAAGUGUUUUUUUAUAAGUUGGAAUAUUACAAUACACAAACCAAAAAACAUAACACAGUGAAUAAAGUUGUCAUUUUUGGAAUCUUAGGUUGUGGAAAAAAUUCUAAUCAAAUAUUAAGUCCAAAUAUUAAGAAAAAAAGUUUCAAUUUUAAGAAAAUAAAGUAAAAAUAUUAGGAGAAAAUAGUCGUAUUCUAAUUAGAAAAAAGUUGUAAUAUCACAAAACACAAACAAAAAAAUGAAUAAAAUUUAACUUUAGGAAUCUUAAAUUGGAGAAAUAAUGAUAUUGUUAUGAGAAUUAAAGUCAAAAUAUGAUAAUAAAGUCAUAAAGACAAGACAACAGAAAUGGACAGAAUCAUUUCAUUGUAGUAGUUUUACAAGAAUAAAGUCCAAAUAUUAAGAAAAAUUAAUUGUAAUCUAAGGAGAAAAAGUGGCAAUUUGAAGAGAAUAAAGUCAAAAUAGUUGGAUUGUAACAAGAAAACCAGUUGCAAUUUUACAAAAAUACUCGUAAUAUUAUGAGGAAAAAUGACCUCCCUUUUGGAGCAUAAAGUGGAGCUAUUAAAGAAAAAAUAUAUUUUUUGAAGUUGUAAUAUUACAAAACACACACAAAAAUAUAAAAAUGAAUAAAGUUGGAAUUUUUGGAAUCUUAGGUUGCGGAAAAAAAACAAGAAGAACAUUUGACAACAACAGAAAUGGAAAGAAUAACUUAAUUGUUUCAAUUUUAAGAAAAUAAAGUCAAAAUAUUAGGAGAAAAUAGUCGUAUUCUAACUAGGAAAAAGUUACGAUUUUACAAGACUAAACUCGUAAUAUUCUGAGUCAUUUUUGUAGCAUAGAGCUGAAAUAUUUUUAAAAAAUGCAUGUUUUUAAAAAAAAGUUCUAAUGCCACAAAAAAGACGAGCAAAAAACUAUAAAACAAUAUAAAACAAAUAUAAAAUAAUAUAAAAGUCCGAAAAUUAUGGAAAUAAAGUCAAAUACAAGAAGAACAUUUAUAAGAAGAACGUCGAAGUAGUUGGAAAACGUAAAAAAGAAGAUGUCCCCGUGGCCCUCGGUGGAAAAAGUUUGGACACCCCUGCUGUAACCCAGUCAGCGUAGCAGAAUGAUGUUCCUUUCUUGGCUGUGUCGGAAACACGGCUAGAACUGCCAACGAAUGCUAACAUUACGCUCCACGGUCUCCAUUUUCCUGCAUCUUUUUUCCAAUCAAGCAUCAAUAAAUCAAUAGCAUUCCCAGUCCAGUCUUCUGCGUUUACUGUGCUGCAUUUAAGACUUGAACAUGUGCACCCCUUUGCACACAAGAGACAGGAUUUAAGAGUAACGCUACAGUUUCAUUCAUACUUGCACACUUCAGAACACAUACAGAACACACUUCACACACUUCACACACUUCACACACUUCACACACUUCAGUGGUUCCAGACCUGACCGUGAUAAGUGAAUUUCCACGAUGUAGGGUUCCUUAUUUACAGUAUAAAUGGAAUAGUUUUGUUGUAGUUAUAGCAAAGAAAACCUGUUUACAACCUUCUAAAUACGCUUUUCAACAUUAUUAGAGCCCUCUAGACAUGAAAUAACCCCCCUAUAGUCACCUUUACACUCAGAUUACCCAAUGUAGACGACAUAAUAAGACAUAAAUAAGACUUGUGUUGCUGUAAAUGUGUUCCAGCGCUAGGGGAGCUGAAUUGGGGGCAGACAGAAGUGAUGUCGGGGGUUGAGAGUUGAGUGUUAGCGUAGCGUGGGUUACGGCUGCUGCAGUAGCCCGUGUUAGGGAUUAUUGUGCCUGUUGGGAGAUCAUUCAAAACUACAACAGAAAGAAGUCUGUUGUUCCGGCGAUCAAGUUUCUGGUGCUUGUGUGUCUCCCCCAACAUUACAGUAAGAUUACUGACACCUAGUGACCAGUGUACAAUACUACAUAUCUUCACAGUGCCUUUGAAUGCAUCUUCUGAAUGCCUUAUGUUUAUAUUUUACUUCAUUUAGCCUUUUUAUGAUUGAAAAUGAUUCAUUUAGGCCAAAAAAGUACGUAUGUGAAAUAUGCUUAAAUAUGCACAUUUUUGGACAAACAAUAGCAGCACCAUUUAUUAAUUUUUGAAAAACCGUGAUAGCGUCAAGUGGCAAAAUUCAAAGCGUGAAUUGACGAGGGAUUACUUUACAUCAGGGGUGUCCUCAGCGCAGCCUGAAGGCCAAUUUUCACCUGUGUCUGGGGGGGUUU
Molecule: messenger RNA, 4348 nt
Organism: Dunckerocampus dactyliophorus (ringed pipefish)
Lineage: Eukaryota; Metazoa; Chordata; Actinopteri; Syngnathiformes; Syngnathidae
Product: galectin-3-binding protein A-like
Exons: 6
Coding region: 41-1873 (610 amino acids)
Cellular component (GO): membrane
Source: RefSeq, a predicted model, not a curated record